GCUAAUGUCACGCAACUCUAGCAACUCGAUUCGACAGUACAGAUAUUCGGCAACAACAUAACUUACACUAAGUGCAGUCAUAUUAGUAUUAAAAUAACAGUUAGACUUCAGAACUGAUUCAGAAAAGUUAUCCUAAGUUACAUUGCAUGCUAGUCACAACGGGACUGUAACACCACAACAACAACAACAAAAUGAAGGUGAGCGUGGCUAAUUUGGAGGGCGCCCUCAUCAGUCUUGAGGUGAGUCCGGAGAUCGAGCUCGAGAACUUCAAGGUCUUGGUGGAGAUGGAGGCAGAGCUCUCGUCGAGUCAGUGCGUCAUUCUCUACAACGGAAGGCCCAUGUUGGAUAUGAAGAAGACCUUGAGCGGGUACGGUGUUGCUGACGGUGAUGUCCUCCUGCUCCAACCAAGGAUGAUGAUGCCCCCACAGAAUCCGCAAGCACCUGGCCAACUGCCAGACUUUAGCAACAUCAGAAUACCAAGACCCUCCGCAGCGCCUGCGCCGACUGGGGCGGGGCCAUCCAGUGGAGCGGUUCCAAGACCUGGAGGCGGAGCCAUCGAGGAGGACCCAGCUAGACUGAUGGAGAUGCUGAAGUCCAACCCAGCCGAGAGGGCUAUCCUGAAAGAGAGGAACCCACCGCUAGCAGAAGCCCUGGAUGAAGGCAAUCUACAAAAAUUUACAGAGGUGCUAGGUGGACAGCGUAAAGAGAGAGCAGAGCGGGAGAGACAGCGUAUUCUGCUGCUGAAUGCAGACCCCUUUGAUCUCAAUGCACAAACCAAGAUAGCAGAAGCUAUAAGAUUGCAGAAUGUAGAAGCCAACAUGGAAACUGCCAUGGAGCAUGCACCAGAGAGCUUUGGUCAGGUUGUCAUGCUGUAUAUUGAUUGUACGGUCAAUGGUCAUCCUGUCAAAGCCUUUGUAGAUUCAGGAGCCCAGAUGACUAUCAUGAGUCAGGCUUGUGCUGAGAGGUGUAAUAUCAUGAGACUGGUAGAUAAACGAUGGGCGGGCGUGGCCAAGGGCGUCGGCACACAAAAGAUCAUCGGCAGGGUACAUCUAGGUCAGAUUCAGAUUGGUGGUAUUCACCUUCAAUCAUCGUUCUCAAUCCUGGAAGAUCAACCUAUGGACAUGCUUCUGGGUCUCGAUAUGCUCAAAAGACAUCAGUGCUGUAUAGACCUAAAGAGGAACUGCCUGGUCAUAGGAACCACAGGGACGGAGACGCCAUUCCUCAGCGAGGCCGACAUACCGGUAGUAGACCGUAACAGCCAAGGGGUGCCUAUGGACAUGAGAGAGGCAGAGGAUAGGCAUCUAGCAGAGGCACUAGCCAAAUCAGCUGCAGAAUCAGACGGACCUUCAACAUCAGGCUCUGGCAGGAUCUUAGGGUCACCAUCGGGCUCCACCCCCUCGCCGUCUUCAUCCUCAUCCUCAAGCGCUGCCGCCUCUCGAAUGUUCCCCGAAGCGGACGUCAAGAAGCUCGUCGACAUGGGCUACCUGCGGGAUCAAGUCCUCGAGGAACUCAGGAAAAAUGGAGGCAAUGUGAACAAAGCCAUGAUGGGCCUCUUUGCAAAGUCAGUAUCGGUUCCAAAACGGUGACCCACUCGCGAGUGUGAACAGUGUCCUCCGCGUCAGGAUUUCAUUCCGAUAAUUUGUUACAAGUUUUGAUAUAUCCUGUUUCUGAUAGUGUCUUUGAGUUUUCCUCCCCUGAUACGUUAGUAUCUCAGCGAGUCAAGUGCUUCCAACUGCUAUUUCAAAAAAAAAGUUGGGUUCUGGUAAAGUUGAAAAAUAAUUUGCAAAGUAGAAAUGUCCCCUGUAUAGGAUAUCUCUUCAAAUUUUCUCAUAUUCAGAUUACGAUAGGAACUAGCAGGAAAGUUUGGACCAAACUUCAAUGCCACACAUGUUUGUAGUCCCAUAAACCCGUUUCUCUGUGCAGUGCACGUGACUUCCAGCAAGAUCGAGUCUAUCUCUUAUCAAUUUGAUGAUUCCUAAACCUCACAGUAUACACAAAUUCUGAUGUACAUGUACUUCAUAAUCAUCCUUUUCCCAAUUGCUCUAACUUUAUUUCACAAUGUAAUUGCAUGACCAGAACUCAACUUUAUCUUAAACCCCAACAGCAUUAUGCUAUUCACAAAAAAUUAUUGAUGUUGGAUUGUUUAUUAUUACACGUUAUGUAUGUGUUUUAUUUACCCCAAAAGCGGUCGGGUUAUUUUGACCAACUCACUGCCGCGGAUGACCAAAGCGUAAUGCAAAUUGACACUAAGGUAUAUCAACAUUAAUUGAAUGUCCUGAUUGAGUUUUUAAAGAUGCCUUGAGUAUAAGUAAUGAUUUUUCAUGCGUUUAUACUUGGAAAUGUGGUAUUAGAAUUUGUAUAGAACCUUAGACAAAAUGAGGAAAGAUUGGUGCAAGUCAGAAAAAUAACCAAUAUGUUUUAACAAUUAAAAAAAAAAAAUAAAGACGGCAUAUCCCUUGGUCCCUUCAGAAAUGAAGGUUUAUACGGUUUUUAUUCUAAAAGAGUUACAGUGGUGGCUCUAAUAUCUAGAUAUCUAGGUAUCCAGCACAUAAGGUACCAUCACUUGUCCAGCCUUACUAUUUAUUUUGUGGAGUUUGAGGCUUUGGUCUUAAACUAAUUUUAUUUGUCAUCAGUUUUCCUUUGGCAAUACCUCAUCACUGGAAACUUACGCACAUAUGAAAUGGUUGCGAAUUUCGCAAGUUGUUGAGAUUCCCGAAACUUUCAUGCAGCAAAGUGAUGGAAUCACAACUGAGGCAACAAUGAGUUGUGCAAUUCUUGAAGCUUCUUGCCGUGAAAAUCCCUGUCAGUUACUAAUCACAGAAGUUUCAUAUUGUGAAAGUUUCUUUAUUUACGGACCAGUAUUUGUGACACAUUCCAACCGUUCCCAACAAUUUAUAAUAAACAUAAGUUCACUGAACUUUUGUUAGUGUUGCAUGUUUGCACCACAUUCUCAAAUACAUUUUGCAACACAAGUUGAAGACUGUUAAUCAUUGCACCGCAUACACUCUCCUUUUGUUGUUUUAUUACAUAGCUUAGAGAACGUAGUGGCAUGAAAAGGCGCUUUUGGAACCCUAAAUGCAUAAUAUUUCAUGAUGUUUGUGAAUUAAAGGUUCUUUUUUUACCUAUCUGAAUGAAAUUUUAAGACACAUUGGCCCGAAUUCACAAAGGAGGUUUGUCGACAAACCUAGGUUUAUGUGCGUCAUAUGACGCGUUUUGACUCACAUAAACCUAGGUUUGUCAACGAACCUCCUUUGUGAAUUCGGGCCAUCAAGCGUAAUCAAGAUAGUUCAUGUUUUUACCAGCUCUAUAUUCUGACAAUGUGGUUCUACCUCUACAUGUAUACCAUAAAAUGAUGGAUUUUCAUCAAUUACGCAUUUUGUGUUACGUGCCACUUCAUUUUGCUAAGCUACCUUAUAAGAUGACAAGAUUAAUCUAUUGUAUGUUGUGCAGAAGCAACGUUUUAAAGUUUUCAUCCAUAUAUAUUUUGUUUCAGUGUGGACAUGCACACCUAGAGCCUUAGAUAACCAAAGAAAAUCUUGUUAUGGGUAAAUCAAUGCUUGCAAUAUUGUCUUGUUUGUGUCCAGCUGGUUAUCUCAUGGAAUUGUGAAGCAAACGCUCAUAGCUACUCGUUAUUAUCGUCACUUUGUACCUUGUAACAGUAAUGUGAUUAAUACCAGAAGCAUUUAUAUCUUAGAAGGGAUUCCUUGUUGUUUGGGUUUAUUAUGUCAUUGUCUCUUGAGAUUUUUU
This is a messenger RNA of Strongylocentrotus purpuratus (purple sea urchin), 3747 nucleotides long. Its product is annotated as protein DDI1 homolog 2. Gene Ontology annotation, biological process: proteolysis. NCBI's taxonomy places the organism in Eukaryota, Metazoa, Echinodermata, Echinoidea, Camarodonta, Strongylocentrotidae. The record is from RefSeq and is a predicted model, not a curated record. Gene Ontology annotation, molecular function: protein binding; aspartic-type endopeptidase activity. The transcript has 9 exons. The coding region runs from base 192 to 1586 and encodes 464 amino acids.